UCUGAUCAGGAAAAUAGACAUACAGAAAAACGUGGAGCUCAUCCUAAAGAAGCUGAGGCAACUGGUGCAUUAUGUCGGGCCUUAAAACGGCCAACCGCAUACUCGCGCGGUGCAGGCAACUCAGUUGCCUGACAUGGCAACUCCGUCGCCAUCCAUCUUGGGCCGGUGAGAGGAGGAGAGAAACUCACCCCGGGAGCUUCGUGAGUGUUAUGAGUGAGUUGGAGUUUGAGUGACAAACCCCAAAUUAAUUUAGCCAUGGCAGAUUGCUUUAAAAUCCUGAUUGACGACCUUCUUGGGUUUGGACACGGUCUGCUCGGGCCAGAAGUCCAGAGUAAAGCUCAGUAGGCAUCGCGCCCAUAGGUUAUAGCCAGUCACUUCACUCAGUGGCUGCUACCGCCGACUCGGAAGAAAAGCACCGCCAGCCUGGAUCGGAGGCGGGCACAACGAGGAGGAGCUCGACCAGCCCUGAUAGCCAGAACGGUACCUCGUCAGCCCAGGGCCUAUUCCAGCCGCGGCGGCUCCGCAGACACACGGAGCGCGGCGCAAACACAGGAGCAACGGAGGCGCGCGACCGACCCGGGUUUUUUCACACUCUCUUUGGCCGUUCUCCAUCGCCUGGUCAUGCCUCAUCACCAUCAAACGAACAGCCACAACAAUUUGACAUUUUUAAAAUCAAAUUACAAAUUCAAACGCAGAGAUAUGCCGACGAUCCGCGCACUUCCUGUGCCUGUGGCAUCAGCGGAAGCGCGUACACCACCGAACCAAUUAGCGGCAACAAUGUCAAAGACGUCAGCAGCAUCAGAAUCGGCCGCAACGGCAGUGGCAGUGGCAUCGACAUCGACGACAACUACUAGCCACAAAAGUAGAUCAAUUCUAAGUUUAUUUAUAGUAAUCGCAUGGAACUCUCUGCAAGAAUUGGCCAGUGACGGGAAUGACGAUGGCUGUGUCAGGGCUGCUGGCGACCAUGGUCGUGACGUCAAUGCGGACCGAGUGAGACAUAGACGCACGCCCGGUACUCGCGAUCCAAGUGACGAGGUGUCAAUGGCACGUGAACACCAUAAGCAGCAAGGCAAAAAGAAACCCCUAUCUGGUUCUAGUCCACAUCGGAGGAGGAGCCGCCUGCGAGCCACUUCUCAAGCGGGGUCGAUGGCUCUGUUUGCUUUCGGACUGCUGCUACUGAAUAUGCGGCCGGCGGCGGCCGGCACCUGCUGGCAGACCCACCUGGGCAGCGGCAAGUGCAGCCAGAUAUUCUCCACGAACAUCACCAAGUCGGAAUGCUGUGGCGCCAGCCAGACCUUCUCCUACACCGAUCGCGAGCUGAGCAGCGUGGAGUACUUCUUUGCGACGGCCAUCGGAGGCGGCGUCGAGUGCGCUCCGUGCAUUGCGCACAAACAAAAAUAGAAAUAUUGGCAUUUGAUCCUCCACAAAUGAUGCCUUUGGCGAAAUCUUAGACGAAAUUAACUGGGUCUCACACCGGGCAUCUUCUGUACAGGCGUUGAUUUGAAGGAGCGUACAGGCAUUUGAGUUUGAGUUCAUUAGCAUUGAACAAUUUCCGAUGCCCGUAAUCGCCGCAUUGGAUGGCGCUGCUUUGGGUGGUGGUCGGAAAAUGGCCUUGGCAUGCGAUAUACGCACGGCAGCUUCAAAGGCUCGCCGGGGAAAUCCUGCAAAACGAUCCAGCGGGAGUGCGAAUGGCCAAACUGGCCAUUGAAACGGGAACAGCAAAGAUAUUCUUGCCGUACAGCGGGAGCGGCACAACAUUAGAUGUCGACCAACCAGUCGAUAGCAAUAACAAUGCCAUCCGGCCCAACGAGACCCGGAGCCACGAUCCUUUGCACAUAGGAGCCAUUAAGAAAGUCACGAUCGUGAUGCGGCCAAUGUGCUCCUGGCGGGAGAACAGCAGGAAGGCAGCCGGAACCACAAAGAUUCGCUUGUGGUUGCACAAGCGCUUGUGCAAUUAAUUUCCUCAUAUUUCAUUUGUAAAAUUCAACGGUUAAUUUGAAAUUACCUCCUAAAAAUAGGCCGUUAAAAAUUGUACUUGUUGAUCAUGGGAGGUUUCAUAAAGCUGUUUAACUUAUAUUUUACGAUGAAAUGGCAGCGCUCUUUUAUUUGGUUGUUCCGCAUUGCAUUUAACCCGUCAACAAUUUUGUAAAAAUAUUACUUUUGUUUUUUGGGCAUGGGCGAGGGGCGCACUCGGGAUAUUCCGGCUGAGGCUCGUCUUUCUUCAUUAUUACUUCUGAAUGAUUUGCGUGGUAGGGAGAAGCUAGAUUUCAGGGUGUAACGAAUUAGGCAGGUGUCGGGGAGUGUGAGAAGGGGGCACGCAGUUGUUCCCGGCUGGGAUGCUCGUCGGCUAGUUGGGGUGGUGAUCUUGCCCUCCUCUCACUUAAUGCCCAUUCUCAUUAUUACAAGGUUAUAAUCUGUGCUACGACGAGAGUUAAUUUGGACCUAAAACUCGACUGAACACAUAAUUGGCUCUUUCUUCGACCUGUCCCCGAACGCUUUUCCUCGCCUCAGAUCUUGUUGAAGCGGAUUGACCCUCCCUUCCUUGGCCAUCCCUAGGUCACAAUUUUCAUGGAAUGACCCCUCUGCGUUCUCAUGGGGCUCUCAGGGGCAUCUGGCUAGCCGAAGGCAAAAAAAACUAUAUUCUAGAACAUUAUAAAAUUUAUUGAAUCCUACAUAAACCAAUUUCUAAACUAAAACUAAACCUAACCCAAAAAAAGGUACGCA
This is a messenger RNA of Drosophila miranda, 2724 nucleotides long. RefSeq lists its product as uncharacterized. NCBI's taxonomy places the organism in Eukaryota, Metazoa, Arthropoda, Insecta, Diptera, Drosophilidae. The coding region runs from base 622 to 1401 and encodes 259 amino acids. The record is from RefSeq and is a predicted model, not a curated record. The transcript is spliced from 6 exons.